Gilbertella persicaria is the source of this 1306-nucleotide messenger RNA. Its product is annotated as Cys/Met metabolism PLP-dependent enzyme-domain-containing protein. Gene Ontology annotation, molecular function: cystathionine gamma-lyase activity; pyridoxal phosphate binding. The transcript is spliced from 2 exons. Gene Ontology annotation, cellular component: cytoplasm. Gene Ontology annotation, biological process: transsulfuration. The coding region runs from base 39 to 1190 and encodes 383 amino acids. The record is from RefSeq and is a predicted model, not a curated record. NCBI's taxonomy places the organism in Eukaryota, Fungi, Mucoromycota, Mucoromycetes, Mucorales, Choanephoraceae.
UUUUUUUUUGCUCUUUUGUUCUCUUGUUUACAGUCAAGAUGUCUUUCGGAUUUGGUACUCGUGCUGUUCAUGCUGCUCAACGCCCUGACCCCACUACUGGCGCUGUGAUCCCCGCUCUUUCACUCUCAACUACCUACAAGCAAUCUGCUGCUGGUGUUCAUACUGGUUUUGAAUAUUCUCGUUCUGGUAAUCCUAACCGUAAUAACUUUGAAGAGGCCAUUGCCAAUCUUGAAGGUGCCAAGUACGGUCUUGCAUUUGCCUCUGGUUCUGCUACUACUGCUACCAUUGUCAACUCUUUGGCUCAAGGUUCUCACUUGAUCUCUGUCAACGAUGUUUACGGUGGUACCUACCGUUACUUCACCAAGGUCGCUGUUAACUUGGGCAUUGAAACUACCUUUGUCAACUUGAGUGAUCCUGCCAACAUUGAGUCCCAUUUCAAGCCCAACACCAAGUUGGUCUGGCUCGAAACCCCCACUAACCCUACCCUUCGUAUCAUUGAUAUCCAAGCCAUCGCUGAACGUGCCCAUGCUCAUGGUGCUCUCUUAGUUGUCGAUAACACCUUCAUGUCUCCAUACUUCCAAAACCCCAUCAGUUUGGGUGCUGACAUUGUUGUUCACUCUGUUACUAAAUACAUCAACGGCCACUCUGAUGUUGUGAUGGGUGUUGCUGUCACCAACAAUGAAGAAUGGUACAGCAAGUUGGCAUUCAUGCAAAACUCUUUGGGUGCUGUUCCUUCUGCCUUUGACUGUUUCAUGGCUCGUCGUGGUCUCAUGACACUCGAAAUCCGUAUGCAAAGACACGCUGAAAAUGCUCAAGCUGUUGCUGAAUAUUUGGAAACCAAUGAACAUGUUGAAGAAGUCAUUUACCCCGGUUUGCCUUCUCACCCUAACCACGAAUUGGCCAAGAAGCAACAGAGAGGUUUUGGUGGUAUGAUUUCUUUCCGUAUGAAAGGUAAUUUAGAUAAUGUGAACAAGUUGUUGGGCAACCUUGAACACAUCACUUUGGCUGAAUCUUUGGGUGGUGUUGAAAGUCUUGUUGAAGUACCUGCUAUCAUGACACAUGGUUCUGUUAGCCCUGAAGACCGUGCUGCUUUAGGUAUCACUGAUACUUUGGUUCGUGUCUCUAUUGGUAUUGAAAACAAGCAAGAUUUGAUUGCUGAUCUCAAGCAAGCUUUGGAAAAGGCCUAUUAGAUCCUUCCGCUUUUUUUCUAUGUAUAAUUCGCUUGUAUCAUACAACCCUGUCAUCAUUUAGAUUCCAUUUUGGAAACCAUACACUAUAUAAUCAUCUAUUCAUCUUAAAUAAACCC